This is a messenger RNA of Alexandromys fortis (reed vole), 5085 nucleotides long. Its product is annotated as basic proline-rich protein-like. The coding region runs from base 1 to 2109 and encodes 702 amino acids. The transcript has 3 exons. NCBI's taxonomy places the organism in Eukaryota, Metazoa, Chordata, Mammalia, Rodentia, Cricetidae. The record is from RefSeq and is a predicted model, not a curated record.
AUGGGCUGCAGGCGACCGGCCACGCCGCGGGGCCUCCCGCAGGAGCAAGGCCUGGGCGCGCCGGCACUCCCGCGCUGCCUAGCCCCGGUCGCCCGAGGCACUGGGGAGGGCGCGAGGCGGAGAAGAAAGGCUCUUCCCGCAGGUCGGUCCGGCUCCACGGAGCAUAACCAUGAACAGGAGACGACCGCGACGGCCCGGCCGUACCCACGCCACGCUGGGUGCCUGGUGCCCAAGGCGCGCCCCAGUCAGCCCCUUCUACGAAAGUUUCUUUUUUGCUUCGCCCCACCCGAAAAGUGCGGCCCGGACGAGGGCGCCGAGGACAGCCCGCGGAGGGCGAGGAGGAAGUGGUGCCCGCGGGAGCGCGGCCGGGCAGAGGAAAUGCCCGCGCCGCCCGCCCCCGCCCUUGCAGCCCGCCCCGGCCCCCCGCCCCGCCGCGACUUUGGCGGGCCGAGCCCCGCGCGCCACUGGCGGCGGCGGCGGCAGAUGUGGCCCCGGCUGCCCCAACGAGCCAACAAUGCCGGGCCGGCAAAACAAAAGGGAUCCGCUUCGCCUCCUUCUCGGCCUCUCACUUACACUCUCGGGGAGCCGCGCGGGAUCCCGGGCCGACAGGGGCCGCGCCCCCAGGGGCCCAGAGCCACGCGCGCCCCGACUUGUCCCCGCCGACCCCGGUCUCUCCUCCCCCCACCCCCGCCCGCCCGCCUCAUAGGCGCAAGGCCUGCCGCACCCCGGUAUGCUCGGACUCCUGGUCCCCAGGGAUCCGGUCGUAUUGUCCCCGCGGCGCGCCGCGCGCUCGUCCAAGAUCGCCAGCGGCCCCUGCGCGCGUACCCACCGGGCUCCAGGAGCAAGCCGGGGGCGCCUAGGAAACCGCCGCCAGACGCCGCCGCCGCUGCCCUCCGGACGCCGCUGCGCUCCGGGUUUUUCUUUCCUUUUUUUUUUUCCAAUCCUGAUGGGAAGGAAGGUGACCGCCUACUUCGCAUUCAUCAACUCUCAUCACAACAACAAAAAUCCUGGCGCAAAGGGCGGGCAGCAGGCGCAAUCGGUAGCGAGGGGCGGCGGGCAAUAUCCCCCCCCCCAGGCGGGCGUCCACCUCCGAGCGCGGCGUGCGGACACGGGGCCGGGGGCGCUGACCAAAGAUGUCCUCGGAUGCUGGCCCGGUGUCCUUCGCCCUCCUCCUCCCGGAGUGGCGCAGUGAGGCGCGGGCACGGCGCCCCAGCCAGCGGCCGCAGGAGGAGGAAAGCGCAGAGAAAAGGAAAGGGAAGGACGGAAGCGGCGCGGGCCGCUGCUCCGGUGCCCUCUGGCUGCGCAGGAGCGAGGCGGGAGGCGAGAUACUUCUCACUACAAAUCGGCUCUCUCCAGGGAUUAGCGGCUACGCGAAAGUGCACACUGGCGCAGCGGGCAGCCAAGGGGGCCGGGCAAGGCAGACACUCCCCGGCCCAACCCCACGCCACCCUAGAGGCUCUGGGGAGGCGCGGGGGUCCCGAAGCCGGUGCGGUGACGCCACCCGCCCUCGCUUUCCUUCCUCCUCCGCCCCUUCCACGUGGGGCCCGCCACGUGGGGAGACGCGAGCUCCGGCGGGCCUCGCCGCGGUCCCCCGGGUGGCCCCGGCUCGGUAGGGCCCCCACCACUCCCGCGCAGCUGACCUGCCCUCUACUCGGCCCCGAGGCUCCAACUUCCUCUUGGGCCCUGUGCAGGCCACCGGUGCCGUCCCAGGCCCGCGAGGUCAGGCGCGGGCCGGCCACAGGGGGCACUUGCGUUCCCCGAUCCCAGAUCCGGGAGACCGUGCCGGCUGCGGGUGCGCGCGGAGACCGAUCUGUGUACUGGAACUUGUCGCGGUGUGUUCGCUACGAGAAGCCAAAUGUUUUUACACAUUUAAAAAUUUUGUCUUUCUGCUGUCAGGAUGUCGCUGGAGCUGUUUUGAAAGCCUUCCCUUGGGUCGGAUCCCCAGCCUCUCUGAGGCCUUGGGGUCCCGAGGGUCGCUUUGCGCGGUGCCCUUUCACGAGUCCACAAGUGUCUCGGUGUUCUGCGGUUGGAAUCUGGACUCCCAACGAGGAUGGGGCACUGCGGCCGCGAGAGCCUAGACAACAUCUGGGCUGGAUUCCUUGGCCAUGACCCGCGACAUCCGAGCGCUAUCCCCGGAAGGGAGCCAGCUCUUUGCGCCCAGGGCCUCCCAAGACUUUAGGCGCGCGGCUUCUAAGGAACCCUGUGACGCUGAGCAGAGCCCUUGGGUGCAAUUGUUUUUCUAUCUUUUGGGGUGCUAGCGUUUGAAUUGAGGUGUUGGGUUGUACGUUCGAGAAAAGGGGGUCUAAUGUCACAACUUUGAAGGUCACAGGGACCGCCAUUCAGAAAACCACUUCUAGCGGUGUGGCCUACGGACCGGAGAAAUUUAUAGCGGACGUGGGCCGCGUGAGGCCUCUGAGUCCUUGAACCCAGCGCUGAGCACUUUAUCUCGACCUGUUUGCUAAAGUGCACACCCAGAUGCCGCCCGCAAGACCGGCAAUGUGGGGUUUCUAUGAUUGUUUUAUAGUCCUACUGGUUUUUAAACUAGUUUACAAACCUUUUCUGAAUGGCAGCGCGGGAACAGUCCCUUUCAAACAUACCUGUCUUGGUUUUAUGUGCCCCUAAAAGGCCUGGGGCUGGUCAGUCACGAAGUAACUCACAAUCCCGAUGUUCGGUGAGAGAAUUCACAGGUGUGCACCCACCCCUCCGUCUUCCAGGGCUUUGUGUUCUCAGGGAUUCCUCUAAAGAGUUCACUGCUAUCUCCAGCAGCUUCACUUCAAGGUUGUGGGGCCCAAGACCUGCUUGUAAACUGACCUUGCAGCAUACCCCAGGCUUCUGUGCCACCAGUUCCUGCCUUAUGAGUUGCUUGGUCCUGUGGUCGUGAAAGCUCCUGCUUCUUUGUUUCUCAGAUCUUUGCCCUCGGUGGUCUUUUAUUCUUCCCGAGAAACCGUGGCCCGCUGGCUUUUCCAGUUGCUUGCUCAGCUUUCCUCCAGUCUAAUUUUGAAUUCCAUUUUAAUACUAUGGUGGACCCUGCGGGCUGGCUGAGUCUGCAAAGGAACUGCCAAGCCCAAGGAUCUGAGUUCGAUCCCCAAUGCCUAGUGAAAGGAAAAGGAAAGAGUGGACGAAGUUGUCCUCAGACCCCUGCACAUGUAUCACAAUUCACACAACCAAAGGAAAACACGACCCUCUUAAGAUUUCAGAACUAAAAAUUAUUCCAAACUUCUGCCUGACAGCCUGCUUUUUAAAAUAUGAAGCCCAGGCUGGGGGAAGCAGCGCAAUGGGCAGAACACUGGACUGGCUUAGAUGAGGUCCCAGGUUCAUCCCUUGCUCCUUGGGACAGGCGAAUCUGGCAGCCACCUAGAUGGUGUUGACACAGGUAAUACUUUGGUGCUGGCACAAUGGCUCGGUGUGUAAAGCACUUGCCCCCGAGCCUGGCAACCUACAAAGGGCAAACUGACUCCUCCAGGCUGUCCUCUGGUCACCAUGCAUGUGUCGUGAAUGACAUGCCCACCACACAAAAUAAAAAUAAACAAAAACCCAGUGCUGGAGAGAUGGCUACGCAGCUAAGAGCACUUGCUGCUCUUCCAGAGGGAUCUGAUCUCAGUUCCCAGUAACCACAUAGGGUGGCUCACAGCCACUCCCAACUCCAGCUCUGAGGGAUCCAAUGCCCUCUUCUGAUCUACAAGGGUGCCCACGUGCGUGUGCAUACAUACACAUUCAAAUAAAAAAUCUUUAAAUGUUAAAUUAUUUAUUAACAUGUGUUGGUAUUUUGGCCUGUGUGUAUGUCUGUGUGAGGGAGUCCGAUCCACUGGAACUUGAGUUGUGAGCUGCCAUGUACGCGCUGGGAAUUGAACCAGGGUCCUUUGGAAGAGCAGCCCAAUGCUCUUAACCGCUAAGCCCCUUUUAAAUUUUGAAAAUAUAAAGAGACUCUAAUAGAUACUUCUGUGAGGAUGAUGUGCGAAUGGCCAAGAAGCAUGCUCUCAUUAAAUGUUCAGCCUCAGUCACUAGGGAACUACAAAUGAAAACCACAGUAAGAUAGCACUAAUUAUCCACUGGGGUGACUGUCACCAGCAGAAGGGGAAAUGAUGUGGGGAAAUGGGAGCCCCUGUGCAGUGCUGAUGGGGGUGUGACUGGUUCCCCACGGUGGGAGUGGCGGCUCCUCAGAAAGUUAACAUAGAAUUGCUAUAUGAUCCAGCAAUGUCAUCUCUGACUAUAUGUCCCCAACGGACUGAAAGUAGAGGCUUAAAUGGUUGUGAAUAUACCCAUAUUCAUAGUAACAUUAUCCCCAACAAGCAAAAGGUGAAAACAGCACAGUGUCUAUUAGUGACAGAUGACUAAAUGAAAUACGGACUAUUGAUUAUUCAGCCUUUAAAAACGAAUAAAGGGCCGCGUGGGGUGCUGCACACCUUUAGCUCCAGCACGUGGAGAGCAGAGUUCGGUGGAUCCCAGUGAGUACAAGGCUAUCCUGGUCUACAUAAUGAGUUCCAGGACAGCCAGGAACACAUAGUGGGACCCUGUCUCAAACCAAGGAAUGAAGGGCUAGGGAGAUGGCUCAGGGGGUAAGAACGCUUGCCGCACAAAUGUGAAGACCUGAGCUCAGAUCCAAAGCACUGAGAUAGAAAGCCAGGCAUAGCUGCCUAGCACUGGAGUGGGGUAUAGUGGGGCGAGAGAUGAGAGAGUCACUAGGGCUUGAUGACCAACUAGUCUAGGAGAAAAAAAAUGCCCCCAGUUCAGUAAAAGUGGAGAGUGACCGAGCAGGACACCCUCAUCCUCUCCUGGCCUAUGCAGUGGCGCGGGCAUGCCACACACACACAUGCAUGCACGUCACUAAAAAGAGGAAAUUCUGAAUUGUCAUAGUAUAGACGAAUGUUGAAAAAAAAAAGGCUUAGUGAAGCAAAGGACAAAUAAUGUUUAACUCCGUUUACACGUGGUAAGUAAAGAAGCAUAACCAGAAAAAGCAGAGCGGUGGCGACUGGGAACUGAAGGGAGACAGCGUUGGCAUGAUUGUUCAGCAGCCCUGCAAGCCUGGGGACCUGGGCUGGAGCCCCAGCACCACAUGCAUACACACUGGAAAUUACAAUAAUUUUU